AGCUCAGUGCAACUUUGAAGGCCUUUGUUCCUGUGAAUGGAUCAGCAUGGGGGAGCAAGCUCUCCCUGGCUUUGGCUACUGCAGUUUCCUUUGGCUCCUGAUGCCCAUGGGACUAUUGAUAUAGAGUGAUGGAGGAGUGUCAUCAGUCAACAGAAACUUUCACAAAUGAGGGUGUGAAGACUUUGAAGGGUGAAGAGAUUUCCCUGUGAUUAUGAUAAUGUAUGAGUUUAAAGCCAAGAAUAUCAAGAAAAAGAAAGUAAGCAUUAUGGUUUCAGUAGAUGGUGUCAAGGUGAUUCUGAAGAAGAAGAAAAAGUUUCUUUUAUUGCAGAAAAAGGAGUGGACUUGGGAUGAGAGCAAGAUGCUGGUGAUGCAAGACCCCAUCUACAGGAUCUUCUAUGUCUCUCACGAUUCCCAAGACUUGAAGAUCUUCAGCUAUAUUGCUCGAGACGGUGCCAGCAAUAUCUUCAGGUGUAACGUCUUUAAGUCCAAGAAGAAGAGCCAAGCUAUGCGCAUCGUGCGGACAGUGGGCCAGGCCUUUGAGGUCUGCCACAAGCUGAGCCUGCAGCACACGCAGCAGAAUGCAGAUGGCCAGGAGGACGGAGACAGCGAGAGGAACAGCAGCAGCUCCGGGGAUCCAGGCCGUCAGCUCGCCGGGGCUGAGAGAGCCUCCACAGCUACUGCAGAGGAGACAGACAUCGAUGCUGUGGAAGUGCCACUCCCAGGGAGUGAUAUCUUGGAUUUCAGUCGAGGUGUGACCGAUCUGGAUGCUGUAGGGAAGGAAAGUGGCUCCCAUACAGACUCCAAGGCGUCACCCCAGCCCCAGGAGCCCACUCUGACAGCAUCGCCUCGGAUGCUACUCCCCUCUGCUUCCUCCAAGCCCCCAGGCCUGGGUGCAGGGACACCGCUGUCCACCCAUCACCAAAUGCAGCUCCUCCAGCAGCUCCUCCAGCAGCAGCAGCAGCAGACGCAAGUGGCUGUGGCCCAGGUUCACCUGCUGAAGGACCAGUUGGCUGCUGAGGCAGCGGCACGACUAGAGGCCCAGGCCCGCGUGCACCAGCUCCUGCUGCAGAAUAAGGACAUGCUCCAGCACAUCUCCCUGCUGGUGAAGCAGGUGCAGGAGCUGGAGCUGAAGCUGUCAGGACAGAAUGCCAUGGGCUCCCAGGACAGUUUGCUGGAGAUCACCUUCCGCUCUGGAGCCCUGCCUGUGCUCUGCGACCCCACCACCCCAAAGCCAGAGGACCUGCACUCGCCACCUCCCGGCGCGGGCCUGGCCGACUUGGCACCACAGACUGGCAGCCCCCUAGUGGACUACAGCAUGUUUGAGAACUUGAACACAGCCCUCACUCCAAAGCUCCAGACAAGCCGUUCCUUCCCACACUUGUCCAGGCCUGCAGCCCCCAGCCCCACGGGUCCUGGCUCUGCCACCCCCAGCUCUGCAGAGCCUGGUGCCCCGGGACUCUGGGUGGGCAGCAGCCAGCACCUCAAGAACCUGGGUAAAGCCAUGGGGGCCAAAGUCAAUGACUUCCUGCGGAGAAAGGAGCCCUCAGGCCUCAGCACCAUGGGCGUGACAGAGAUCAACAAGACAGCAGAGGCCCAGCUGACUGGUGGAGCUGACGCAGCAUCCGGGACCUGGAUGGAGGAUGAUAGGUCAGUCCUGCAGGAAGCCUUCCCUCGGCUGGAUCCUCCACCUCCCAUAACCAGAAAGCGAACUCCGCGGGCCCUGAAGACCACCCAAGACAUGCUGAUUUCUUCACAGCCCGUCCUCAGCAGUCUAGAAUAUGGGACAGAGCUGCCACCUGGGCAGCCCCAAGACUCCCUUCCCAUUGAGCAGCCUGCCUCAUCAGACACAUCUCAACCAGAGGUGGCCAGCGUGGAGAUGGGAGAGGGAAGUGAGACUCUGCCCAACGGAGAGGCGUCCCCGUCGGUGCCCGACCUCAUCCACAAGGACAGCCAGGAGGAACCCAAGCUAAAGAUGACCGAGCACAGAAGGGCUUCCUCGCCCAGCCUCAUGGAGAGGAACGGCCUUGGACUCAGCCUGAGCCCCAUCAGCCUGGCUGAGUCCUGGGAAAGUGGCAGUCCUCCUCAGGCACGGACAUCCAGCCUGGACAAUGAAGGCCCUCACCCCGACUUGCUGACCUUUGAGUAGAGCCUCUCGUCUGCCCUGCCAAACACCCCUCAUUCUUUCCUCUGCUGUUUCCUCCGU
This is a messenger RNA of Ochotona princeps (American pika), 2203 nucleotides long. It is a transcript of the gene C2H1orf226, whose product is annotated as chromosome 2 C1orf226 homolog. Gene Ontology annotation, molecular function: nitric-oxide synthase binding. The transcript has 12 exons. The coding region runs from base 212 to 2146 and encodes 644 amino acids. The record is from RefSeq and is a predicted model, not a curated record. NCBI's taxonomy places the organism in Eukaryota, Metazoa, Chordata, Mammalia, Lagomorpha, Ochotonidae.